UUCAGUUCAGUGAUUACAGUUUCUGCCUUUAACAUCAUCCUCAAAACCCUAAAAAUCCUGUCUUUUUCGUAACAAAUCCAAGCCUCUUAACUUAACGCUCCUCAUUCCUUCCAGUUCCACUCUCUCCUUGUUACACAAGAACACAAAAUAUUCUCUGCACCAACAACAAUUGUUGUUACAGUCCAAUCACUCAUGGCUGAAAUGGGAGUGGAGGAAAACAGAGUUGGUCUAAACAAAAAAAGACUUAAAACGAAAUCGAAUAUGGUUGAUGAUGAGGACAGAAUUUCGGAACUACCUGAUGAGAUUAUCAUACACAUUCUGUCGUUUCUUCCAACUGAGGAUGUUGUUCGUACAUGCUUUCUUUCAAAGCGUUGGAAACUCAUGUGGUAUUUGGUCCCCAAACUCUCUUUUUACGAACAAGGCCACAGAAACUUUGACAAUUAUGUCAACAAUUGUUUGAAACAUCGCAAGAGAGGUAUGGUUUGUGACCUAAAUUCAGUCAUAACUAGUUUUAAGGUUACUACCAGCAACUAUAGAAACGACACUAGUUUAGAUAAAUGGUUAGAUUUUGCAGUUGAGAACAAAGUCAAGGAAAUAAAUCUUAGCUUUUCUGGAGAUUGGUCUUCUUCUUCCUACUACUGGUUACCUGAAACUCUAGUAGUUAAGGCAAUAUAUUUGACUAUUUUGGACUUGGCUUUGGUGAGGUUGGAUUCUCGUUACUCAUUUAGUUUUCCAUCCUUGAAAUCAUUGUCACUAAGUAGUGUUUGGUUUGCUGAUACUGAUACGGUAGAUAAGCUCUUGUUGGGUUCCCCUUCCCUUGAGAAUUUGCAGUUAGAUUUCGAUGUGUUUAGUUUUAGGGAUUGUCUCCACUUAUGUAGUGUAAGCCUCAAGUUUUUGGAUAUUAAUACCCCUAAUAAUAUUGGGGUGGAAAUUGAUUGUAUAAAUCUUGAAUCUUUGACGCUACAAGGUUUUAUCUUUGACAAAAUAAAUCUCUCCUCAUGCAGCAAAGCAAUUAGAAAUAUCUCAUUAACUUGUUUUUGGGGUGCGGUAUCAUCAUCGUUAGAACAUCUCAUCUCUAGCCUUCCUCUCCUUGAGAAUUUGACUUUGAGCAAUUGGCAUCCGUGGAAGUUGAAGCACAUUAAGAUCUCAAGUCAGACCUUGAAAAGUUUCAAUCUGAAUCAUUCUGAUUCUGAGGAGGAAUUGACUGUUUUAAUUGAGUCAGCUCCAAAGUUAACAUCAUUUUGUUAUAAUGGUAAUUUCAAAUUAAGUGUAUCAAUGGUGGAGUCAUGCAAUUUGUUGAAUGGAACAUUCAUACUGGCAAAUAACUAUGACAUCAAUUGGUUUGUUAGUAUGGUGAAUUUUCUUCUAAAUCUCAACUGUUCCUGGAAAAGGGUAAGCUUACAUGUCGACUCAGAUAAGGCUCUCAUCUUGCCAAAAGACUUGAAGAGGUUACAUUGUCCUCCUUUGAUUAAUUGUGAGCAUCUUAGAGUUUUUACUAAAUGUAAAUUGGCAAGGGAAUCAGAUUUGAGAGAUGUUCUGUUGUCGGUCUGUCCAUCGUUAAAGACCUUAUCUAUAGCAGAAGGGGCACGGAAGGGGCAUCUUUGAAAGACUAUUGAACAUAUUAGAUGGUGUUUAUAGGUAGAUGUUUGAUCUCUUUGCUAAUUGCUCUAGGUUAGUGAUUUUGAGAUUGUAUUUACUUUAUAGGUAGUUUAGUACUAAUAUAUUUGUAUAGGAAUGGGAUUUGUUGUCUAUAUACAAUAUAUAUUUAUAUAUAUUUGCUUUUGAAUGAGUUGACAUGAUAUAUUUUAUUUAUAUAUUUGAUGCGAUUUUCUACAAAUCUAUGAAACUUAGACCUCACACUGAUUAAAUUUAAAACUGCCAAAAUGGUAUGUAGUUUAGCUAAUUUGCUGGAGUGUGCUGAAUGUAAACUCUUAACAAUUAGAUCAAACUAAGAAUUGCUCUUGUAAUAUUCAAAGGCUGCGUAGGUUACUGUUUUGAUUUUCUUUAUACAUUUUGUUUAAUGUAGACAUGGGUCUUUAAUCUUUCUGUUGUGUUUGGCUAAACACUUGAGACAACGUACAUAUUCCAAUCCUACAACUCAGCUACAAACUUAGGUAACAGAAUUAGCAAACAUUCUGUUAUGACAUUUAGUACCGAGCUAGCUUUCGUAGUUUAAUUGAGAUUGAGAGAGAAAGACUAGUGUGUCUGAUCUAGCUAUAAGGAAGCAAAGCUUCGAUUGAGUGAUCUAGCUGCUGGGAUUGCUGUAUAAUUCUCUCUCAGAUUGUUCAAUAAAAUUCACUAGCCCUUGGAGGCUGUUCUGGCCUCGGAGUAGACAAAAUAACACAUUGUUAUCUUGAUUGAACCACGUUCUUGUCUCUUUCUAAUUUCGUUUAUUGCUUGUUCAUAGUUUAGUUCAUGUUUUCAUUUUCAUUGCUCUUCAUUUGACUUGUUGAAUUGUUUGUUUUGUUUUCUGUUCACGUUGAGCUAUAUUUCACAACCAUGCCUAAAAACUUGAGAUGGAUAUGUGGUUCUUCACUGCUUGCUUGCUUAGGUUGAAGCUUCUCAAAUUUCAAGGCUUUGAAUGGAUAACUUCAGAGAUACAUACCUUGUUUUGGAUGAUUGCUAAGUUUUAAGCUUAAAUAUGAUAGUAAUAUUUGAAUUGAAAAGCCCUGUUGGAAGUGUAUUUUCUAUUCUUCUGCUGUUAUAACUUAUAUAAACUUAUGUAAUCAUUGGUUUGACAUAUUUGAUGGCACAUACAUAGUUCUAGUUUUAUACA
Molecule: messenger RNA, 2776 nt
Organism: Cannabis sativa
Lineage: Eukaryota; Viridiplantae; Streptophyta; Magnoliopsida; Rosales; Cannabaceae
Product: FBD-associated F-box protein At4g10400
Exons: 3
Coding region: 193-1605 (470 amino acids)
Molecular function (GO): protein binding
Source: RefSeq, a predicted model, not a curated record